Molecule: messenger RNA, 589 nt
Organism: Schistocerca americana (American grasshopper)
Lineage: Eukaryota; Metazoa; Arthropoda; Insecta; Orthoptera; Acrididae
Gene: RpL27A
Product: 60S ribosomal protein L27a
Exons: 5
Coding region: 87-533 (148 amino acids)
Biological process (GO): translation
Cellular component (GO): cytosolic large ribosomal subunit; ribosome
Molecular function (GO): structural constituent of ribosome
Source: RefSeq, a predicted model, not a curated record
CAGUGAGAUCUCUGACAGCAAGAGUAGUACCUUUGGUACGUGUAAUAUCGGGUUGUUCCUUUGCACCCUGCAAGAGACACGUGAACAUGUCUACACACAAGAAGAAGACGAGGAAGCUGAGAGGCCAUGUGAGUCACGGACAUGGGCGAAUAGGAAAGCACAGGAAACAUCCUGGUGGAAGAGGUAAUGCUGGUGGUAUGCAUCACCACCGCAUCAAUUUUGACAAGUAUCACCCUGGCUACUUCGGUAAGCUUGGUAUGCGCAACUAUCACUUGAGACGCAAUACGAAGUGGUGUCCCACAAUCAACCUUGACAAAUUAUGGACCCUUGUCACGGAACAGACAAGGCAAAAGUAUAAGAACAAUACUGAGGGGAAAGCACCAGUAAUUGAUGUUGUGAAAGCUGGUUACUACAAAGUAUUGGGUAAGGGUCGCCUACCGAAACAGCCUGUGAUCGUGAAAGCGAAAUUCUUCUCCAAACAGGCUGAGGAUAAAAUAAAAGAAAUCGGUGGCUGUUGUGUUCUUACUGCGUAAUGCAGAUGUGGUGUAAGAAAGUUUUUUCUUAAUAAAUAUAUCAAACAUCUCCCGUA